AUGAUGCGGUUCACUAGGGAUGGAGCCGUGGGCAACAUGCAAUCAGACAAAAGUCGGAGGGUUCUCUCGUGCAUUCUUUUUCUCUGCUUUCUCGGCUUGGGUGCUCUCAUUGCAUUUGCGACGAUACCGUUUUCCGUACUUGACGGUCGAAGUGACAAGAAGCAGAGCGAUUUGGUGCGCAUAGCUGUGGAUGAAACCAAUUGGUGGUCUGAAAAUAUGCGCCUUCGAGUCAUCGAGUCUGCGGCUGCAGCGCGAGCUAUUGAGGGAUUUGUUAUUGGUGAAAUUGAUAAUAUGCCCCCUUGGAAGGGUGGGUUAGAGCAGCGUGCACUUGGAUGGUCGUUUGAGCGGUUUCCUUACGUGGCAGCGGCGAUGUUUCGUAAUGUACGGAACAACACAGGCACGGUUGUCAUGCUUGCCCCUGGUGGUGUCGUCUCUCAAACGUUUCCAAACACCGAGUCCGUUUUAGAGUAUGAUUUUUUCGAAUCUGGAAAUGGAAUCGGGGUCGCAGCUGCGGAGAGGAUGGCGGAAAGAGGAGGUUUUGAAUUGUUCGGUCCCGUCCUCCGUCGUGUUCCCGUCCCUAACGCAAGUUGGCAGUUAUUGAUUUGCAGCGCUAUACACAACGCAACGAGCGGUGACCCAGUAUCCGUCGCCAACUUUUGGGGAUUUACCGUUGUUGUGAAGGAUUUGAUGGGGUUGCUGGAUGUCGGGGCGUUUGAAGAACGAAUGAAGGAGCUUGAGAUGAAUUACCUUGUCUAUAUAACUGAUGACGCAAACAACACCAUCCCUGUCACCACCUCACUGCGUAAUAACUUAACAACUGCCGAGAUUGAGAAAUUUACCGGAGGUUGCUACAAUCGACCAGUGCUACCGCAGGUCGGGCAUUUGUUUAUGUGUGUGCGCAGUGCCGCGAUGAUUGAAAAGCACUCGAGGUCGACGGUGGUACUACUUGUGGUGGGUUGUGUGUUCAUCUCCCUCAUUGCAUUUGUGUGUGGUGUAAUGGUGGUGCUGCCGUGCUUGCGCGAGUUCGACAGUCGUAUGAAUGCCCCUAAAACUGUGCCGUUUGUGAUGACUAUUGUUGGCCCUUGCAAUGCUGAGCGUUUGUUUGAGUUAGCCCCAUCGGCUGCGUUUCCUGUAUUGGAGAAGUAUGCAAAGUUGCAGAAAGCAGUUAUCACAAACAAUCACGGUUAUGUUGGCUUGCAAGUACACCCUUACACCGCAACAUUCGUCACUCGCGAUGUGGACACAGCCAUAGAAACUUGUUUUCAACUGCUAAAAGGGGUACAGAAGAAGCAUUUGGAUGAACCACUCAAGAAAUGGUUGGGUGCCGACGGCGAACUGUCCAUCGCCGCCGCUAUACAUUGGUGUGCAGAUGCGUAUAUACGCGUAGAGACAGUGAACGGCAGCAUUCGAUACGAGGGAAAUGAUGUUAAGUAUUGCGAGCGCAUGUGGAUGUUUGUCCCACCGAAUAAGGUGACGAUAAGUCAGCAUGCCAAGGACAAUAUCCGCAGUCCUUCGACAGAGGUGUGCACCACUCAAAUUGGCUCUGUUUUCUUUCGUGGUGUGAAGGAGAAACAAGCACUCUUUAAUGUGACGCGUGUCAAUGGGGAUGAGUUGCAAACCUUCAAGGACUCAACAGUGCCUCCGUCGAGGAUAUUUGGCAGCGCAGAGAUUGAGCAAGCAGAAUAUGAGGAAACACCAAAUGCAGGGUUCAUACCCGUUAGCAUUCAAACGAAUACACGAGGUACCGGUGGCUGUGAGAUGCCACCCAGUUCUCCUAACCUUCAUAAGAAAAAAUUUAAGGAUCGAGCAUCACAUUACUGCUGCUCCCGUGAUCAGGGGGAGCAUGGGACCCAUCGAAAUCCCCUCGCUUUCCCUGGUGGUGGUGAUGAGGUUCUGCCGCGUACUGUGGCGUUCGCAUCCGACCCCGACAAUGGCAGGGUUGGCGCCGAAGACGUUGAAAUUGGAUUGAAGUUCAUCUACCCUCGGGAUCACCACGUAAAUCCGCACAUACCGACUGGGAGUCGUUUCCGUCUGGCAAAUGAUGACGUCACUCAUGGUUAUGCUGCGGCCAGUAGUGACAAAAACGUGUCAAAGGCAACGAGCUCUGGGAAUAGCCCAGUUACUGAUUUUCACACGAUGGAUGAGUUGGCGUGUGUCAGCGUGACCAGUAAGGGGGACUUCAUUACUGAAGCGCUCAUGCGUCCGUGGAUACCGAAUGCACUGAACACGCACUUUCGUGUGUUGUUUGAGCAAUAUUCCCUUUUCCUCGAUUUUAGUUAUGAGUCGGUUCGUACCGUUAUUUUUUAUUUCUACAUAGCAUAUAAAGAACUUUUAAAGCCCCUUGCGGGGCCGGAGCGAACGAAUUUGUUUAAUCGCUUUGUUAUCGCAUUUGGCGUGCCACCGCAGAGCGUCUUGGAGGCUCUUGCCGUUCGUUGUGCGUUGCGCCACAUUCAGCAGCUGGAAGGCAUACGUACAAUGUUAUGGCACUCGGAGCAAGAGCGCCUACAGCCGUCUCAAUGCGCAAAUGCAGAGGACACAAAACGAGAGGGGGUUUCACAUGUAGUGGAGGGGCGAAUAUAA
Molecule: messenger RNA, 2580 nt
Organism: Trypanosoma brucei brucei TREU927
Lineage: Eukaryota; Euglenozoa; Kinetoplastea; Trypanosomatida; Trypanosomatidae
Exons: 1
Coding region: 1-2580 (859 amino acids)
Source: RefSeq, a predicted model, not a curated record